Fopius arisanus is the source of this 3104-nucleotide messenger RNA. It is a transcript of the gene PRL-1, whose product is annotated as PRL-1 phosphatase. Gene Ontology annotation, biological process: protein dephosphorylation. Lineage: Eukaryota; Metazoa; Arthropoda; Insecta; Hymenoptera; Braconidae. Bases 926 to 1453 code for a protein of 175 amino acids. Gene Ontology annotation, molecular function: protein tyrosine phosphatase activity. Gene Ontology annotation, cellular component: nucleus; cytoplasm. The transcript is spliced from 7 exons. The record is from RefSeq and is a predicted model, not a curated record.
AAGAGAGCUCCAAGUAUUGGAAGGGAGAGUAAAAUAGUCUCGACAUGUUCAUGUUCACUGGGAUACAGAGCGAGCGACUCUUUACCAACGCUAUUUUCAUCCGUCUGUAAAGUGCUGGCCCAGAUUCUACACGACCGUCAAUCCGUGGUCAUUGGAAGAGCCACUUCCUCGAGCACUUUGAUGAGAAUUUUUUACCGUCUCGGUAUCCUUUACUGAGAUUUUCACAAACUGGUGUUGGUGGUGUCGAUUAAAAUGUGACUUUAUUCAUGCUCAAGUGGUUAUUCCCAACUCAAUCCAAUCUGAUCCCGUAUCAAUGAUAUUGAGUUUCCUGGUGAGUGCAUCCUCACAUACAUGGAGUUUCAGCUGGACAGCGCCGAGUACUGCCAGGCUCAACACAAAUAGAGAGAGACAAGACAAAUUGAAACAAUCUAGUAUUCAUCGAUACAGAACGAUAGAUUAUUCAGCUAGUCAUCAGGAAAACUCAUUAGCGAAGAAUUUUUAAUCAACAUUACCAUGUUCAGGCAUCGUAGUCAUUGAGUGCAUCUUGGUGGGGAUUACCCAGCGCCAAAUAGAUAAUCUUCCGAAAAAAAGGCAUAUCACGCAUCUUUCGCGGCUGAAUCAACUUCUAGCGAGAUUCUCUGUGUAAAAAGGUCAUUACCCUCUGUCCUGGGGAGGAUAAUAGUGAAAUGAAGAACCUCACAAUAAGACUGACACCUAUGGGCUAAAUCUUCACUGGAAAUUCAGUUGUAUUUCUUAAUUAUUAGUUUUUCAUUUUCUCCUUGUUUUUUUUUUCUUCUUUUUGUAAUUUAUUUGGACUCGUAGCCUCGCACAGCUCGAAUUAACAAGAUAUGAGUUGUUGAUUUGAUUGGUUAUUGGAGAGAAGAGAGUUGAAAUUUAUUUAAAUCCCGUGCAAUUGUAUGAAGAUAUGAGCAACAUGCGGGUGAAGGAUAUCAGGCCGGCUCCAGCCGAAAUUGAAUACAAAAAUAUGAAAUUCCUCAUUACCGAUCGACCCAGUGAUCAAACUAUCCACGCUUUCAUCCAAGAAUUGAAGAAGCACAAUGUCAUGGAAGUGGUGAGAGUUUGCGAGCCGACGUAUAAAGUCGAGGAGCUCAAGUCCGAGGGAAUAAACGUUCUUGAUCUCGUCUUCGAUGAUGGAACAUUUCCACCCAACGAGGUGAUCGACGAAUGGUUUGAGCUACUGAAGAACAGAUUCCGGGAAACACCUGAGGCAUGUGUAGCAGUGCACUGUGUCGCUGGACUCGGCAGAGCCCCUGUCCUCGUCGCCCUUGCACUCAUUGAAUUAGGACUAAAAUACGAAGACGCUGUAGCCCUCAUCAGAGAGAAACGACGUGGCGCCAUAAACGCCAAACAAUUGGGCUAUUUGGAAAAAUAUCGUCCGAAAUCUCGAUUGAAGCUCAAGAACGGACAAAAAAAUUCGUGCUGCGUCCAGUAGAGUGAAUGGAGAAUUUCUUAGUUAUGAUUUUUUUUUCUUUCAUUUUCGUCAGUGCAACUUAUUGAUUUUUGUUUAUACCUUAUUUCACGAAUUUUCGCACGACUAUGACGAAAAGUGACAUAUUGUACCAAUUAUAUUAUAAAAAUAAUGGCCUAUCAGUGGAAAUGCAAGAGUGGGCUUUGCCGAAUUGUCAUUAAUGUUACUUCCCCUCCAAUCCUUUAAUUUAUGGAGUUAUUAAGGGUGAGGACUGCCUCCCACUAAUGAUUGACUGAAAUUUACAAUUGUACAUUACGUUUCCAAUGCGAUUUAUACAUUUCUUUUUAUACUCUACCAUCGGUGCCAUCGGUGGGCUAGGGGCCAAUCAUGUGUACCUAUGGUCCAAUAAUUUUUAGUACUGUGCGACCACAUUAUAUAUCAAUAUAUAUGUAUCGAUAUGCGUAUUCAAUUAUCCGUUUUGGUUUUUUAAAUUUGUAAAUUUCUUUUGGCAAUGGGCGAGUUGUGGGAAAUUUUUAUGGUCUUGCCGAGUUUGUUUCUUCAAUUUUUCUUAAGAUCCUGGGACAUUUAUCAGUUAAAUCACCCGAGGAGUGAAGGAGGACGAGGUAAAGUUAAAGUACAGUACUUUAUCGGGUGGAAUUUGACAAUAGACCAGUGGAGGAAAUUCACGCAAUUCGUCUCCGAUGGGACGUUUAUGAAGUUGAGUUCCUGCACUUGUAUCAUUUAAUGAGAAAAUUCAACGUUAAUUCAUUGACAUUCUGUUGAAUUAAUUAUGAAUUACUAUCGAAAUUCUGAUGCGUUGAAAUUAUUGAGAAUAGAUUUGAUAAGUGUAGACAGAAGAGUUGCAUAAUUUUGGAGGUUAACUUGGGCAAGAAAAAACUUGAACAAAAAAUUAUAAUAUAAAUAAAUAAAUUUUCCACAGGGUUUCAAUAGAAUUAAAUUGGGUAAAUGCUCGGUUUCUCAACUAAAUUUUUUCAUACCCGUGUCUUCAUUUCCGUGCAAUCAUCACCAAAAAUGACAUUUGAAAUAAUAUAUUACGUAGCUUCUAAGUAACAUUUGUUAAGAAAUUCUCAGGUGUAAAAUAGUAUUCGUGAGGUGUGCAUUCAUUGUCUCUGAUAUGAAAUUGAUAAAUGGAAAAUUUAAUUUGGCGCCAAGUUGCAUUUCCAGUGAUAGGCAGGAUUGAUGGAUGUACUUCUAUUAUUAUUCACGUGCGAAAAAAUUGAAUGGAAAAUAAAGGAUGAGUAGCCAAGUGGUAAAGUGAGACUAUUCCAAUGAAGAUCUCUUAAUUAUCAUAAAUAAAGAAGCAAGGCCUUUUGAUAUCUUUUGAUCUUAAAAUUAUAUGUUUUCAAAUUCGACUUUUUUCGCUUUACUACUUGACUGCUAUUAUAAUCCUUCGAUAGAGAAUGUAAAAACCAUGAGCUGAACCAUGGGAAAGCAUUUUCUGUUCAAUUCGCUCGUUCGUAUUGUGAGGCCUGACUUCUAAAUUAAUUCGAAUGAAAAGAACAGAAAUAUCUCAAUAUAAUGUGUGUAAUCUGCGAGGUGAUGCACUCCAAAGUUCUUUCAUUUUAAUCGUAGCGCAAUGGCAAUUUUAUGAGGACUCGCAUGUAAUUGAUGAAUAAAGGAACUCAAUUUUUUUCACUCCGUCGUCUCUAAUGAA